Durusdinium trenchii is the source of this 1182-nucleotide messenger RNA. The record is from the annotation of a GenBank genome assembly. NCBI's taxonomy places the organism in Eukaryota, Dinophyceae, Suessiales, Symbiodiniaceae.
GGUUGUAAUGAGCGGAGAAGACAACUCCGCUACCCUCCAGGUGGCUGCUGGACAGAAAGUUCAAGUGCUGGAGAUGCAACGGCAUCCAAAAGUUGCAGGCCUCUUCUCCCUUCAGCUGCACAAGCAAAGCCCCAUAAGUCUAGAGAGAAGACUUCCAAACGCUGAGAAGCAAAGUGGACGGGAUGAUAUUGCUCUGGUUCUCCAUACCUCUGGCACCACGAAAAAGCCCAAAAUUGUGCCGUUGACUCAUGAAAACCUCACAGUCGGCGCACUUUGCAUUACAUCAACUUUGAGACGGCAAAGAGAAGACGUGUAUCCGGGCAUGAGAUGAGCGUUCAGCUCCAGCUGUGCUGCAAAACCAUGCAUGCCACUGAAGACACUAGUGCCGUAGCUUAGGUGCUUGAACCUCAUGCCUUUGUACCAUAUCCACGGCCUCUCCGUCAAUGUGCUGGCAAGUGCCAUGUCUGGGUCAUCUGUCGUUUGCACCCCGGGCUACAAAGGCCCAGAUCAACCUACGCAGUGGUUGGCGUCUGGCGCAGCCAGCUGGUAUUCGGCAGUGCCCACCAUGCACCAAGGGAUCGUGGAGGCGGGGUUUUCAUUGGAUGAGUUCAGCGCAACGGGUGCUGGCAUUGGUUUGGUCCGCAACUGCUCAGCAGCCUUGGUGCCAGUUCUGGCGGACAAGAUGGAGCAACUCUUCGAGUGCGUUGUCAUGCCAACCUAUGCGAUGUCAGAGAGCAUGCCCAUCGCCUCGAACCCGCUGCCACCACAUUUGCGUGUUUUGCGCAGUGUUGGACAAGCAGCAGGUCCCCAAAUGGUUCUCAGGCACGACAACAACUCAGAGCCCAAAAAAGGCGAGGAAGCAGAGAUUUGUGUGAAGGGCGCUUGUGUGACCAAAGGGUAUGAGAUGCGUGCCCAUAUGGACCAGGACCCAAAUAUUGAAGCUUUCACAUCAGAUGGUUGGCUGCGAACUGGAGACAAAGGCUACAUUGAUGAUCACAACUACCUUUGCCUGUCGGGCCGCUACAAAGAGAUCAUAAAUCGCGGAGGCGAAAAAAUUUCGCCUUUUGAGGUCGAGAACGUGUGCCGUCAGUGGCCGCCCAUCUUCGAUUGCAUCGCCUUCAGCUGUCCUCAUGCACAACUGGGAGAAACAGUGGGCUUAGCAGCAGUGCUUCGGGAUGGCGA